This is a messenger RNA of Exophiala aquamarina CBS 119918, 747 nucleotides long. Its product is annotated as 2,3-bisphosphoglycerate-dependent phosphoglycerate mutase. Gene Ontology annotation, biological process: ribose phosphate biosynthetic process. Gene Ontology annotation, molecular function: sedoheptulose-bisphosphatase activity. The record is from RefSeq and is a predicted model, not a curated record. Lineage: Eukaryota; Fungi; Ascomycota; Eurotiomycetes; Chaetothyriales; Herpotrichiellaceae. Bases 1 to 747 code for a protein of 248 amino acids. The transcript is spliced from 2 exons.
AUGACGACACCACGAUGCUUCAUCGUUCGGCACGGCGAGACUGAGUGGUCGCUGAACGGACGACACACAGGCACGAGCGACAUCCCGUUGACGAAGAAUGGCGAGAAGCGAGUCCGAGCCACUGGGCGUGCCCUUGUUGGCCCAGACAGAUUGAUCGUACCUAGCCAGUUGGUUCACAUCUACGUAUCCCCACGCCAGCGCGCACAAAGAACCCUCGAGCUGCUCAACCUAGGCUGCCAUGAGCCCUACCCAUGGCAAACCGUCGCCGACAAGGACAAAUCCACCGCAGAAGAACCCUCACCAUACCACACAAGCGCCCCCGUAACCAUCACACCCCACAUCGCUGAAUGGGACUAUGGCGACUACGAGGGCAUCACAUCCGCCGAGAUCCGCGCGCUCCGCAAAUCUCAGGGUCUCGGUCCCUGGGACAUCUGGCGCGACGGGUGUCCCGGCGGCGAGAGCCCCGAGGAUAUCAUCUCGCGCGUGGACAAGCUGAUCGCCGAGAUCCGUGAGAAAUACCACGGCCCUGUCAUCGGCAAGCCGAAGCAGCCGGGCGUCACGGGCGACGUCAUGGUCGUCGGCCAUGGCCAUAUUCUGAGGGCGUUUGCAAUGCGUUGGGUUGGCAAGCCGCUUACGGAGACGGCGUUGAUUAUGGAUGCGGGGGGUGUUGGGACGUUGAGUUACGAGCACCAUAAUAUCGAGGAGCCGGCGAUCCUGCUGGGUAGUGGCUUUGUCGUUGGUGAUUAG